Leptonychotes weddellii (Weddell seal) is the source of this 2217-nucleotide messenger RNA. NCBI's taxonomy places the organism in Eukaryota, Metazoa, Chordata, Mammalia, Carnivora, Phocidae. The record is from RefSeq and is a predicted model, not a curated record.
CCACAGGACAGGGUGUUGCAGCCAGCAGCAGGGCUCAGUGAGGGAAGGAGUCGAACUGUGUGGAGCACCAGGAUUCGCACCAGGCAUCUUGAUGGCAUCUCGUUUAAUCCCCACGACAAUUCUGAGGCACAUGCCACUGUGGGGGAGGGGCUGUUAUUUUUUUUACCCGUGAGGAAACCAAGGCUCAGAGAAGUGAAAGCACUUGGGCAGAUCAUAUGGCUGAAGAUUUAGACCCAGGUCUGCAUGACUGAUACUUGAGGAAGUAUUUCCUGCAGGCGUGUGACACGCAUUAGCUGUCGAUAAAGCUAGUGGAAACCUGGACUGCAUUCUCAGAGGCCUAAUCUCUAGAAUGAAGGAGGUGACUACCUUGCUGCGUAGGGCAGGCACUACCCUUUAAAGCACUGACCUUAAAGAAGAUCACGCCUCUUAAAGAGACCUAGAGCCAGGAGAUGGCUUCGUGGAUUCAGUGAUGGGUUGAUGGAAUUGGAGCCUCUUGGGGAAGAAAUUCACUUUCAUUGCAUGGUUCUUCUGUGCCAGCACUGUGUUGGGCACUUAUGUAUAUAUGGUGAGCUCCUCAUGCUGGCUUCAGGCACUGGCCUGGCCCCCAUGGUGCCCAUCCUGCAGAGCAUAACAGACAAUGCAGAGGACGAGACCUUUGUCACCCUGGUCGGCUGCUUUAAGACCUUUGAGGGCAUCUACCUGAAGACCUUCCUCCAGGAGCAGGCCCGUUUCUGGAACGUCCGAACCUUCUUUGUCCUCAGCCAGGAGACCUCCCUGGAGAAGCUUCCCUGGAGUUACCGGGAGAAGACCCGCUUUGGCCGCUUGGCCCAGGGCCUGAUUGAAGAGCUGGUUGGCUCCUGUCGCAGAAAGCCAUUUGCAUUGGUCUGUGGCUCAGCCGAGUUUACCAAGGACAUGGCCAGGUGCCUGCUAUGCGCAGGCCUGGCCAAGGACUCCUACUUCCUCUUCUAGCCCUGGCCUCCCUUCCAAAGCCCAGGCCCGGGUCCUGCCACUGGAACACUGGAAGAAGCACAGACUGGAGUCAGAAGACAUGGAGUGCAGGCCUGGCCCCACCGCUCACUGGCCGGGUGACCUUAGGUGAAUGUCUUUACCUCUGUGCACCUGCAGUUCUCCCCUACCUCACGAGGUUGCCACCUCCCUCAGGCAGACAUCUUGCUGUGUGGAGGGAAGAUGGGGCUGCAGGAGCCCCAGGGAGGGGGCGUGGGAGUCCGGGAGGACUCCGGGGAGAAAGCCUGGUCCAUGCCAAGCCCCAGGAUGAGUAGAAGCCCGCUGGAGGAGGUGCAGGAGGAGCUUCCCAGGUGCCUCAGAUUGGAGGGCUUUGGGACUCCCAUCCCACCCUGCCCUAGAAAUGCCUGUUCUAAAACCUUUCCCUGGAAGCUGCGUGUCCCUGCUGUGGCCUCAGGGCUGGCUCAGCUGCAUUGCUUGCAGUGUUUAGGGAAUGACCAUAGGGGUAGCUAAGAGCUCUUUGGAGGAGGAACUUGCCUUAUGUACCUCCUGUGCCUCAAGCCUGACACAGCGGUCUCGGGUUCUGCGACCUGAUCACAUUCUCCGGGCAAGGUGGGCCCUGGACUACCUUUAUUUUGUACUGGGUCCCAGGCCUUUCCUGCUGCAAACAGCUUCUCUCUCAGUCUCCCUUCCCUGGCUCAAGAGCCCAGCCCAGAGUCCUUUCCUGAGCAAAAGAGGUACAGAAACAAGCGCCCCUUGCUCCUCUAGGCAGCCAGCUCAGCCCGCCUUCAGCUCCAGAGCCCUGGUGACGGUUGCUAUGGAGAUCUAAAGAUAGAGCAGGAGUCAGGAGACCUGGGUCCCUCUCCCUGCUCUGCCCACUGAGCCGCUGCUGGUUCCACUCCACCCCCACUGCCCUCCCCACCGCGCCCCUCCAUCCUGCGUGGGGCAAGCCCUCCCCUUGGACCCGGCGCUCUGUAAUGAAUCCUGCUUUCCACCACCUGGCCUCCACCGUGCUGCCUCAGCUGGGGCUGGCAGCAGGCGGGAAUACUAAGCCACGAAAUCUCAGAAUCAGAGGACCGUGGAAUCAGAACUUUAUGGUCGUGAAAUCACAGCCCUCCUCACACCAGAAAUUAAAGUUCAGGACUCCAGAAAGCAUCCCGUCUAUUAGACUCAUUGUGCGAACGGGGAAAGCAAGGCCCCGUGAGGCGAAGAGACGUGCCCAAGGUCAAACAGUUUGCCGCAGAGCUGGCAUGA